This is a messenger RNA of Fulmarus glacialis (Northern fulmar), 1302 nucleotides long. It is a transcript of the gene CTDSPL, whose product is annotated as CTD (carboxy-terminal domain, RNA polymerase II, polypeptide A) small phosphatase-like. The record is from RefSeq and is a predicted model, not a curated record. Lineage: Eukaryota; Metazoa; Chordata; Aves; Procellariiformes; Procellariidae. Bases 1 to 1080 code for a protein of 359 amino acids. The transcript is spliced from 10 exons. Gene Ontology annotation, molecular function: RNA polymerase II CTD heptapeptide repeat phosphatase activity.
AUGCGAAAAGGAAGCGAGCGUGCACAGGUCAGCCUUGAAGACCAGGCACCCCGUUGCAGGCCCUUGGUGCUCUCUCGCAAGAUGCCACGCGAGGUGGCUGGACCAGGUGGAUGGAUGCCAGUGCAGGACAGACCAAUAAGCAAGUUGAAAAGAAAGGCCAGGACUCCUGUUUCUUUAGUAACACCCUCUCCAGAGUUGUUCCUGCAGCCAGCGUUGCAGCUCACAGUGCUGCCUCAGUGUUUUGUCUUUUGUCCUCCAGCAACGCUGUCAAACAUGUCCCAAUGUAAUAUCAGCUUGAAGAAGCAGAGGAGUCGAAGUAUCUUUAGCACCUUAUUCUGCUGCUUUCGUGACUACAAUGUCGAACCACCAUCUACCAAUAGCACCAGUGCUCUUCCUCCUUUGGUGGAGGAGAAUGGAGGACUUCAGAAGGGUGACCAGAUGCAGGUCAUGCCUAUACCAAGUGGAAUAUACUAUUUCCACGGGACUGAAGCAGUGCAGCAGUCGUUUCACUACAAGCCACCAGCUAAAUACCUCCUGCCAGAACUGACAGCAUCAGACUAUGGGAAGAAGUGUGUGGUCAUUGAUUUAGAUGAAACUUUAGUGCACAGUUCAUUUAAGCCAAUUAGCAAUGCUGAUUUCAUCGUUCCUGUUGAAAUCGAUGGAACCAUACAUCAGGUUUAUGUAUUGAAGCGACCACAUGUGGAUGAGUUUCUUCAGAGGAUGGGAGAGCUCUUUGAAUGUGUACUCUUCACAGCCAGUCUAGCCAAGUAUGCAGACCCAGUAGCUGACUUACUGGAUCGCUGGGGUGUGUUCAGGGCAAGGCUCUUUAGAGAAUCCUGUGUUUUCCACCGAGGAAAUUACGUGAAGGAUCUUAGUCGACUGGGACGUGAGCUGAGUAAAGUUAUUAUAGUAGAUAAUUCUCCUGCAUCUUACAUCUUCCAUCCUGAAAAUGCAGUGCCUGUGCAGUCCUGGUUUGAUGACAUGACAGACACAGAGCUGCUAGAUCUUAUUCCUUUCUUUGAAGGACUAAGCAAAGAGGAAGAAGUUUACAGUAUGCUUCAUAAACUCUGCAACAGGUAGCCCUUAACUUUGACUGACUUCUGCUACUAGAUUGCAGUUGCUAGAGGCUGUCUCCAUCUUUUUCAGCUCUUUCAAAUGUAAGCUUUGGGGAGGUCACCCCUGUCAGAAGUGCUACUCUUGAUCUUCCUGUUACAUUGGACACGAAGGACAAUCAUGAGUGAUGCUAUUAAGCCUUCAGAAGCCUGACUCCUAAGGUCAUGUGUUCAGACUACUUUUUUAAAG